Molecule: messenger RNA, 584 nt
Organism: Cryphonectria parasitica EP155
Lineage: Eukaryota; Fungi; Ascomycota; Sordariomycetes; Diaporthales; Cryphonectriaceae
Product: Got1-domain-containing protein
Exons: 4
Coding region: 1-423 (140 amino acids)
Biological process (GO): endoplasmic reticulum to Golgi vesicle-mediated transport; retrograde transport, endosome to Golgi
Cellular component (GO): endoplasmic reticulum; Golgi cis cisterna; COPII-coated ER to Golgi transport vesicle
Source: RefSeq, a predicted model, not a curated record
AUGCCCACAAUGUGGAUGUCGGAUGCCCAAAAAAUUGGGGUGGCCUUCUGCUCCGGCGGUGGCUUCUUCCUGAUAGGAGGCGUGAUGCUGUUCUUUGAUCGAGCAAUGCUGGCAAUGGGAAAUAUUCUUUUCCUGAUCGGUCUCACUAUAAUAAUUGGCCCUGCAAAGACCGUCCUCUUCUUCGCGCGCAAGCAGAAGGCAAAGGGAACCGCGGCGUUCUUUGGUGGUCUCGUCCUCAUUUUGAUGCGCUGGCCGCUGAUUGGGUUCUGUGUCGAGCUGUACGGCAUUAUGGUUCUAUUUGGUGACUUCCUGGGCACGAUCGCUGCAUUUGCAAGGAACAUACCAGUCGUGGGCCCGUACAUUGGAUUGGUGAUAGAUCGUAUGGGUAUUGGUGCGAGACGGAAUGCUGAAUUGCCAGUGUGAUGAUGGAUGGAACUGGUUUCCGCCCAUGUCUUUGGGUAGGCGCGGCACAGGAGUUUUUCUUCUUGACACUUUGGAAGCUGGUACUGGCUGUAUCAUGCUCAUGUAGACGGGCGUUCAUUGGCGGCGGUAUACCCAUAGUAUUAAAAGAUGUGUCUCUAUAU